Messenger RNA from Cannabis sativa, 930 nucleotides. RefSeq lists its product as uncharacterized. The record is from RefSeq and is a predicted model, not a curated record. Lineage: Eukaryota; Viridiplantae; Streptophyta; Magnoliopsida; Rosales; Cannabaceae. The transcript has a single exon. Bases 1 to 930 code for a protein of 309 amino acids.
AUGACACCGCUUAAAUACAAAGAUACUGGUUGUCCCACCAUUUCCUGUCAACUAGGGGAACAGGAUUUUGGGCAAGCCUUUCUCGACUUAGGUGCAAGUGUAAAUCUCAUGCCUUAUUCCAUAUACUUGCAACUAGGCCUAGGAGAACUUAAGCCCACAUCUGUGGUGCUACAACUGGCCGAUCGAUCAGUUAAGAAACCUCGGGGAAUAGUUGAAGAUGUCUUGAUUCAAAUUGAUAAAUUCUAUUACCCCGUGGAUUUUCUCAUCUUGGACACUCAAUCGGAAGUCAACUUAGAGUCCAAAAUUCCUAUCAUUCUCGGACGACCAUUCCUCGCAACAGCAAAUGCACUCAUCAAUUGUAGGAAUGGUCUCAUGAAAAUCUCUUUUGGGAACAUGACUCUAGAGGUGAAUGUUUUCAACAUUGGUAAACAACCACCUGAUAACGAUGAGUGUUUCCAAUCAUUUCUGAUCGAUACACUUAUUUUAGAAGAGGUAGAAGCACAAUACACUUCCACUCAUCUGAACGACCUCUUCAAAAUUUCUGAGAGUUCUGAGUCGGGUAAUACUAAAUUCAACCCUGAAGUCAUCAAUCAAUUACCGACCAAAAGAACCAUGUUUUGGAAUCCAAUCUUCGAGGGACUUCCUCAAGAUAGAGAAAUACCAAAACCAUCCAUUGUACAAGCUCGUCAACCAAACUUGGCUCAACUUCCAAAGGAACUUAAGCACGUCUUCUUGGGAGCAAACAACACUUUCCCUGUCAUCAUAUCCUCCACCCUUAAUGCAACUCAAGAGCAACAACUUAUCAACGUGCUUAUAGAGCAAAGAGGAGCAAUUGGUUGGACGUUAGCUGACAUUAAAGGGAUUAGUCCUUUGAUUUUCUCCCAUCACAUUAAAUUGGAAGACGGGGCUAAACCACGACGAGAUCCUUAA